UCUGUAGUCCAAUUUCUCUGACGCACCAGCAUUCGUCAUUGAGCCUUCGUCAAUAAAAGUCAUGGAAACGAUGUUGGCGUCGGCAACCCUAUAAAUGACGCUGGCCUUCUGAAUUCUUCCCCUUUGCUACGGGACUUUUGAAGGAGACGCCUGAAGGAGCAAAACGCCUCGGAAGGUUUGAACCUGUUGAGAAGUCUACUUUGCAAAACUUGCGGAAGAAGCACUUGCUGAAGAAGCCCAGAACCUGCGAAAGAUGGAUCCUGGCCAGGAGAAGGACCAGCAGGAUGAUCAGCUGGAAGCUCAUAGUGUAGCGCCCCCAGCAGAUGGAUCCCCAACGUUGGAGGAACAUCGAGACGACGGUAAGGAUUUUGGUAAGGUGUGGUCAGAUGUUUUCCCUCAGAUGUCUGACACCAUGGUUUCUGGAGGUCAUGGAGAGGAGUCUAGGUGUAGUUCCAGCUCCAGUGGUAGCUCCAGACAAAAUAAGGUUGGUAAUAAGUGUACCAGCAGCUCCAGUGAGGACGAGGUAGGUAAUGAUUCUACUACCAGUUCCUGUCCGACAGUGGACCAUACUUACGCUGCAUCACCGCUGCUUGAGGUUCUUCCUCCAAAUUUUGAAGACCUACGGGACAUUGAGGUGGCUCAGAAGUGUCAAGAGGGCAUUUCUCAAUUGGCAUCACUUGAAUCCACGCAUGGCCUUGACAAGCAGGAAGAGCCCAUUUCGAGUCCAGAUGACUCAAGACCUAUUGGUGUCUCACAACGUCAUCAGGUAGGUUUGGUAGGGGAUGUGACUCACGUGACAUCUGUGACCAGCUUAAACCGAAAGAGGACAAAGGACAGCGACUCUGAAGAGGAGCCUCCUGCGAAGAAGACCAGGGACACCGUGGCUGAAGAGGAGCUCUCCUCCAAGAGGACCAGGGAGAGUGAUGGUGCUGAAGAGGAGCCCCCAGCCAAGAGGACCAGAGAGAGUGAAGAUGCUGAAGAGGAGUCCCCCUCCAAGAGGACCUGGACUUGUGAUGAUGAAGAGGAACCUGUCCUCUGUCCCUCACAAGGGACGGUACACGAGGAUUCUUUUCAGUUAUCUCCUGUCUCCAAUCCCUCGCCCAUGACAUUCUGGCUGAAUCACUUUUAUUCACCCUUCAGCAUUUCACCUGAGAAUACAUCUGAGGAUCCCAUUCUGUCCUCCCCUGUCUUUAGUCCCUUACCAAGAUUGACACGUGAAGGUCCCAUUGUGUCAGUUCAUGCCAUCAGUCCCCCAGUCAGUGAAGAUUCUGUUUUGUCAUCCCCUGUCUUCAGUCGUCCACGAAGCACAGAGUGUGAAGAUCCCAUUGUGUCUUCCCCUGUCGUUAGUCCUUCACCAUCCACAUACUGCAAAAUUCCAAGUGUGUCCUUCCCUUGCAUAUGUGUGUGGAUGAAGUCUCAAAUGGACAAAGAAGAGGAACCAAGGCCUUCAACAUCUGGAAUUGGAUCUGACAGAAUUGGAGAAAGAGUGACUUCCAGACAAGAGUGGUUUAGACCUCACUACGACUUGUCAAGUGACUCUGAUUAGACUGGGAUCUUGA
Messenger RNA from Gambusia affinis (western mosquitofish), 1559 nucleotides. RefSeq lists its product as uncharacterized. The record is from RefSeq and is a predicted model, not a curated record. The transcript has 2 exons. NCBI's taxonomy places the organism in Eukaryota, Metazoa, Chordata, Actinopteri, Cyprinodontiformes, Poeciliidae. Bases 254 to 1546 code for a protein of 430 amino acids.